AUGAGAGCCCCGCGGGCGUCCCUGCCGCCGCCGCCGCCGCUGCUGCUGCUGCUGCUGCUCGGCCCCGCCGCCCGGGCGGCUCCCAGGGACGGGGUGCUGCGACCUGAGCCCCUCGCGGCCGUGGGGACGGAUCCCGGCCCCGACCCGCUGAGCCCAGAUCUCCCCGCUCUGCAGUUGCUGCGUAGCGCUGUGCGGAGUUUGGGACCGCCGCAGCGAGACGCGGACGAGAUGACAAGGGAGCAGGCUCUGCUCUUCCUCUUCGCGAUGCACGACCACGACCGGAGCGGGCAGCUGGACGGACUGGAGCUGCUGCAGCUGCUGGGGGCGGUGCUGACCCAGGGGGGCGCGGGGCGGCCCAGCUCCGAGGCGGUGGCCGCGCUGGUGGACCGAGCUCUGGAGCAGCGGGACCGCAGCGGAGACGGACUGCUGGACCCCCCCGAGUUGCUGCUGCCCGCCCCGGCACGUGGACCCCCGCGAGGAGGCGACGCUGCACUCGAAGGGAGGGCAGAGGGGCACGCUGGGGAGCAGGAGGGGAUCCCCGCGGUGGGGGAGGAGACACUGGGGGAGAACGUGGGGGCGAGCAGCCCCCAAGAGGGACAGGUUCUGCAGGGGGAUGGCGACGUCCAGGCAGAGGAGCAGGGAAUCCCCGAGAUCGGAGCCCCCUUGGAAGAGGACAAGACGGCGGAAUCGGAGACGGCCAUCGAGGACAGAGAGCCCCGGGUCGAGCCCUCCGAGGCGCCGGCAUCCCCUGCCUUGGGGGAUCCCAGGGAGAUGUAGGCGCGAGAAGGGGCUGCGGGCGGUUCCCCGCCUCACGGCUGUGGGGGCUGUCGGAGCUGUCGGAGCUGAGGGUCUCCCCACGCGCUUCCCCCGUCGCAGUGGGCUCGGUGGCGAGGGGAGGGGGGAGUCAGGACACGCGGGUUCGCGCUGUAACGCGGGGCCGAGGAA
Centrocercus urophasianus (Greater sage-grouse) is the source of this 945-nucleotide messenger RNA. It is a transcript of the gene CGREF1, whose product is annotated as cell growth regulator with EF-hand domain 1. Bases 1 to 777 code for a protein of 258 amino acids. The transcript has 5 exons. The record is from RefSeq and is a predicted model, not a curated record. Gene Ontology annotation, molecular function: calcium ion binding. Lineage: Eukaryota; Metazoa; Chordata; Aves; Galliformes; Phasianidae.